AUGAAGAGAAGAAACAUCGCCGUUGAUACUCCAGCUGUCAAAUUCCACGAAGAAGAACGGGAAUACAAAACGAAGAAAUGCCAGAGGUUACUAGGUCGUGCUAAAAAAAAAGGCAGGCCGACCUUGAGCCGGCGAAAAAAAAAAAUUUGAUUCGAAACACGAACGACAGAGUUUGAACGGCCCACGUUAUUCGAUCAAUGGAUCGGAUCUAUUACAUCACGAGAAUCAGUACACGUGGAUCCGUGGCACGGCAGAUUAUACGUUUACGCAACGAAAACGAGGUGAAACAUGUAUCGCAGGCAUUUUUAGCAUUUCAAAACGCCGUCUACCAUAA
Heterotrigona itama is the source of this 334-nucleotide messenger RNA. NCBI's taxonomy places the organism in Eukaryota, Metazoa, Arthropoda, Insecta, Hymenoptera, Apidae. The record is from the annotation of a GenBank genome assembly.